This is a messenger RNA of Sycon ciliatum, 1560 nucleotides long. RefSeq names its product deoxycytidylate deaminase-like. The coding region runs from base 170 to 901 and encodes 243 amino acids. The record is from RefSeq and is a predicted model, not a curated record. Gene Ontology annotation, molecular function: hydrolase activity; zinc ion binding. NCBI's taxonomy places the organism in Eukaryota, Metazoa, Porifera, Calcarea, Leucosolenida, Sycettidae. The transcript has 4 exons.
UACCAUAAUCUCUGAUCUCUGAUCUGAGCUCCAUGCUCAAAAGUCAAACUCAAUACAAUUGUCGUUUUGAAAGAAUCCUUCACUGAGAGAGAGAGAGGUCUUGCCUCUGUGUGCUGAGCUGAGGACUGUGUGCUGAGAGACCAUAAACAUCGUCCGAAAAUCAAGAGGCAUGUCGUCAACUCCCACUAAACGUCCAGCGGAGGCUGCUGGAUUAUGUGUUCCAGCAAAGAUCUGCAAGUUGUCCGAUGAGAACAAUGCCAGUAAUUCUGUGUCAAAAGACUGUUCUUUGCCUCGCAAUCUGGAGGAUCGCGGGGAUUGUCAACUGCCAGAUAAAUUCCCACUGAACGCAUUCAGCCCCUGUGUCAGCAGCCAAUCUCAGGGUCAAACAACAGCAGCCUCUGCAGUGGCGAGCAAAAGAGACGACUAUCUAUCGUGGUCUGACUACUUCAUGGCCGUUGCUUUUCUCAGUGCUCAGCGCAGCAAAGAUCCGAAUUCACAAGUCGGAGCAUGCAUUGUAAAUAGCGAAAACAAGAUCGUAGGCAUUGGGUACAAUGGCAUGCCGAAUGGAUGCAGCGAUGACGAACUACCCUGGUCUAGAACAGCGGAAGAUAAACUGGACACCAAGUACCCGUAUGUGUGUCACGCCGAGAUGAAUGCCAUCAUGAACAAGAACUCGGCAGACGUGAAGGGCUGCACGAUUUAUGUUGCACUGUUUCCGUGUAAUGAAUGUGCCAAGUUAAUCAUUCAGUCUGGAAUUCAGCACGUUAUCUACAUGUCAGACAAGUACUUUGAUCGGCCGGAGUUCAUUGCUUCUCGGCGCCUUCUCACAAUGGCUGGUAUCGAAUGCAGUAAAUUUGUACCUAAGACAAGCCGGCUGGUGAUCGACUUCAACUCCAUUUGAUGUUUAAAAGAGUAUGUCUUCUCAUCAUUCCGUUGGUAUCAAUUUGGAAUUAGUGUGAUGCAGUUGCCAUGUCUUCACCACGCCUUCCGUCUUACUUCGCUACAUUUGUAGGAAUUUCGGAGAUCCUGCUUCUAAACUGCAUACUGCUGACCUUGCCGAUCAUCACAAUGCCAUUAACCCAUGCACUGGUGUUCAUACGGUCUAGCUCACCCAUGUACUGUGUGGAUAUGUUGCCAUGGUUACUACUCACAUGACUCACUGGUGUGAUGUCCAGGUAUGUUUAUUCCCUGCCCUGGCCUGGGUGCUUUUAUUUGUAUUUUGUCAUCUCAGUGCUAUCAAUAACCACAUGAAGCAUUUCUGCCUUAAUUUUAAGCUGACAUAAAAGAAACUUCUCACCAAGGAUAUUUUCAUGAAUAAUUCAUCACAACUAUCUCUCUCUCUAUCUAUCCAUCCAUCCAUCUAUCUAUCACCCCCCCCCCCCACACACACACACACGCUCACUUUAUGCAACAACUGCCUUGAUAGCGGUGGAGUUUCCUUUCUCCGCACUCUGUUGCUCCGUUUCUUUUCUUUCUCUGCAUGUGGCUGUUCCAUUCCUUUCCACUACUUCGUGAAAUGAUCUUAAAACCAUCAAUCCGCAAAUCCAUUACGAUACUGCA